Messenger RNA from Exophiala dermatitidis NIH/UT8656, 1338 nucleotides. Its product is annotated as diphthamide biosynthesis protein 1. Lineage: Eukaryota; Fungi; Ascomycota; Eurotiomycetes; Chaetothyriales; Herpotrichiellaceae. Gene Ontology annotation, biological process: protein histidyl modification to diphthamide. The record is from RefSeq and is a predicted model, not a curated record. Gene Ontology annotation, molecular function: 2-(3-amino-3-carboxypropyl)histidine synthase activity. The transcript is spliced from 2 exons. Bases 1 to 1338 code for a protein of 445 amino acids.
AUGGAUACGGAGCAGCCGGCGAUGCCUGGUGCAUUCCCUGCAUCCGAAGACACCAUCUCCACCACCAGGACGCCAAAGAGACGUUUCGUGGGCCGAAGGACCGCUGAGGCGCAGGCAAAGCAGAAACAACAUGUCGGUUCCUCGGUAGAGGAGACCAAUGCGAUUGUCGCAAAAUCACAGCGAAAGACUCCGCGCGCAUUGAACCAGAUACCCCCCGAGAUUCUCGACGAUCCCGACAUCCAGGCCGCCGUCGGUUUACUCCCUCACAACUACAGCUUCGAGAUACCCAAGACCAUACACCGGAUACGGACCCUACAGGCGAAGAGAGUGGCGCUUCAAUUCCCCGAGGGUCUGCUCAUGUUUGCCACCACGAUCUCAGAUAUCCUCACUCAGUUCUGCCCAGGGACAGAAACACUGAUUAUGGGGGACGUCACCUACGGCGCCUGUUGUAUCGAUGACUACACAGCAAGAGCGCUAGGAUGUGAUCUUCUGGUCCACUACGCCCACAGCUGUCUGAUACCAGUAUCGUCCAGCAAGAUCGCGACCCUCUACAUAUUCGUCGACAUUUCCAUCGACACCAAACAUCUCGUGAGCACUCUUUCUCGAAACAUACCGCCAGGAAAGACAAUCGCGAUGGUUAGCACGAUCCAGUUCAACUCGGCGUUGCAUACGAUAAGACCCGCCUUGGAAGCCGAAGGCUUGAAGUUGGUGGUGCCGCAGGUCAUGCCGUUAAGCAAAGGCGAAGUGCUGGGGUGUACAGCGCCCAAGAUUGGACCAGAUGCACAUGUUGAUUUGAUUUUGUACUUGGGUGAUGGUCGCUUCCACCUUGAGGCGGCCAUGAUUGCGAACCCUGACAUCCCGGCAUAUCGGUAUGAUCCGUACUCACGGAAAUUGACCCGAGAGACAUAUUCCCACGAUGAGAUGCUGGAUAUGCGGUCAUACGCCAUCAACACGGCCAAAGGAGCAAAGAAAUGGGGGUUGAUCUUGGGCGCGCUGGGCAGACAGGGAAACCCGCAUAUUCUGACCAUGAUCGAGAACCAUCUCAACAUGCAGGGAAUUCCAUACGUCAAUCUUCUGCUUAGUGAGAUCUUUCCCGGCAAGUUGGCUAUGUUUGAGGAUGUGGAGUGCUGGGUGCAAAUUGCUUGUCCUCGCUUAAGCAUCGACUGGGGCUAUGCAUUUCCUCGGCCAUUGUUGACGCCUUACGAGGCGUUGGUUGUGCUGGGUGCCAUACAGGGGUGGGAAAAGGAAGGCGGAACAUAUCCUAUGAAUUAUUAUGCCAACAACGGACUGGGCAGGGCAACUGAGAAGGUUGCUGCUCAAGUGGGUGUUUCUGCUUGA